GCACGGCGGAGGAGCACGGGGAAACAGGAUGGCAAGCUCCGCGAAUUCGUUCUGGUUUCAGACUUCCACCCCUGCUUGCCUCAGUUUACUCCCCUCCCCUGUCUUUAAGGGGAGGAGGGAUUUAAGGAGACUUCAGGGAUUGGCUUUCAUAAUCCCUUUUCCACUUGACCUUCUACUAAUCCUCUUCAGAAACUAAAGUUCUCGCUUUUCCCAGACUAACGCAAGAACCCUGAGUCUACUAAAGCCCUUCAUUUGCCCGUCCGCGCGGUCGGACUCUCCACUCGGUGACAGAAACUCAAGAUCGAGAGCUGGGGCUCUGCGUCGGUCCCUUCGGCCCUCCCGCGCAACUUCUUUCUCUGUCUCACUCCGGCCGAGAAACGCAAGAUUAACUCGCGGCGCGGCUGCACAGUCGAUUUCUUAUUGGCCAGAGCCUGAACUGCGCCCGCCCGUCCCUCCGCGCCCCCCCCAUGGGCGGGGUCUCCCUGGUGACCCUGGGUGGCCUCAAAUCCCCCGCCUCACAGCCAGCCAGGCAGUUUUAAAGGGGCCGCGGCGGGAUUCAAACGCCGGGCUGACUGCUCUUAGCCUGGGGGCUGUCGGAGCCGGUGGCCUGGCCCUGGAGGCGGGGCCUCGGGCUGUCGCUCUAGCUGCACCUGCCAAAGUCCCUCCCUGUACUUUCGGGAGCAGUUUCUGGAAUCGCCUCUGGGGGAGGGGCGCCCACUUGACAACGAAUAAUAACAAUAAUAGCUAACAUAGCUUCCUGCGCUGCACUUGCCAGGCCUUUUACCUCCAGCACUGUCCUCGCCUGACCCUAUAAGGGAUGUUUUCAAGCCAGUGUUCUAGACCCAGGAAUGUGUUAUACAGGUACCACACAGUUACAGGUGCGCCGGCGGCGCGGCCCCGCCCCGUGGCCCCGCCCACCACCCCAGCUCAGGUGCACAAGCCGGAAGUGCGUUCCCCUCCCAGGUGCCGGGUCGCAGGUGCCCCCGGCCCAAGAUGCAGUAGAAGCGGCUCGCUGGGAGCUCGGUCUCUGGCGUCACCAACCCAACUUCCAGCCCAUGGCGCCCCCAGGCCUGGGGCUGCUCUGGGCACUUGGCCUGGCGUUGCUGCCUGCCCGCUGGGGCCGAGCCUGGGGGCAAAACUCUACAGCAACACCAGCCUCUUUGGCGCCUGAGCCUGGGCUCAACGACUUCAGCUCCAAUGAGGGCCUGUCUCAGGGGGGCCUCACCGCUAUCAUUGUGGUCUUCUCCAUCCUGGGGGCCCUGGUCCUGGCUGUGGGGCUGGCGUUCCUGGUACGGAAACUCCGGGAGAAACGGCAGACGGAGGGCACCUACCGGCCCAGCAGUGAGGAGCAGUUCUCCCAUGCAGCUGAGGCCCGGGCCCCCCAGGACUCCAAGGAGACGGUGCGGGGCUGCCUGCCCAUCUAGGUCCCCUUUUCCUUCAUCCAUCUCCCUUGCUUGCUGUGUGACCUUGGGGGAAGGCAGCGCCCUCUCUGGGCAAUCAGAUUCAUCCAGUGCUUAAGACUAGAAGGGGAGAAGGUGCUUAAAGACUUUGCCCCUGAGGGCAAGGGAGGGUGGGGCUGUUCGCUUUUUAUAUAUUUAUAUAACGUAUAACGUGGUAGUGAGAUAUAAUAAAGUCUUUUUUUUUUUUUUUUUUGAGCUCGUGGGAGCGUUAGCGUAGAUGAACAAGACAGAAGCAGAGA
Molecule: messenger RNA, 1699 nt
Organism: Fukomys damarensis (Damara mole-rat)
Lineage: Eukaryota; Metazoa; Chordata; Mammalia; Rodentia; Bathyergidae
Gene: Crb3
Product: crumbs cell polarity complex component 3
Exons: 7
Coding region: 849-1424 (191 amino acids)
Source: RefSeq, a predicted model, not a curated record